This is a messenger RNA of Condylura cristata (star-nosed mole), 6161 nucleotides long. RefSeq names its product MAP-kinase activating death domain (gene MADD). The record is from RefSeq and is a predicted model, not a curated record. The transcript has 38 exons. Bases 338 to 5275 code for a protein of 1645 amino acids. Gene Ontology annotation, molecular function: guanyl-nucleotide exchange factor activity. Gene Ontology annotation, cellular component: cytosol. Gene Ontology annotation, biological process: regulation of Rab protein signal transduction; regulation of apoptotic process. Lineage: Eukaryota; Metazoa; Chordata; Mammalia; Eulipotyphla; Talpidae.
CCGCCUCGCUCCCGAGCUCGCCUCCACCCUUCGGGGCCCGGCGCGGUGUGGCCCGGUCCCCUCGGGGGUGAAUGCUACGGCCCCCGGCCCCCCGUCUUGCUCCCUCGCGGGGCCGGAGUGGUACGCGCCCCCCGGGCUGGACGCGGAACUGACGCGCCCCUGACGGCCCCGCGCCGGGAGCCACUGACGCCCGGCUGCCGCUGCGGCUGCCGCGGGACGUCCUGCCGGGCCUGGCGGCUCCCCUGAGGCCCGAGAGAUAUCACAAUUCCUCCUGGGAACACUGACACCUUGCUCUGGACCUUGAAGCUUCUCUGAGAUGAACUGAUGAAUUGGAACCAUGGUGCAGAAGAAGAAAUUCUGUCCUCGGUUACUUGACUACCUAGUGAUCGUAGGGGCCAGACACCCGAGCAGCGAUAGCGUGGCCCAGACGCCCGAGCUCCUGCGGCGGUACCCCCUCGAGGAUCACCCUGAGUUCCCCCUGCCCCCCGACGUAGUGUUCUUCUGCCAGCCCGAGGGCUGCCUGAGUGUGCGGCAGCGGCGCACGAGCCUGCGGGACGACACCUCGUUCGUCUUCACCCUCACUGACAAGGACUCCGGGGUCACGCGUUAUGGCAUCUGUGUUAACUUCUACCGCUCCUUCCAGAAACGAAUGCCGAAGGAGAAGGGGGGCGGGGGGAACGGGCCCCGAGGGAAGGAAGCCCCGCGUGCCACCACCUGUGCCUCGGAAGAGAGCUCGGAGAGCGGCUCAUCCCUGCAGCCUCCCAGCACCGACUCCACCCCUGACGUGAACCAGUCUCCUCGGGGCAAGCGCCGGGCCAAGGUGGGGAGCCGGUCCCGCAACAGUACCCUGACGUCCCUGUGCGUGCUCAGCCACUACCCCUUCUUCUCCACCUUCCGAGAGUGCCUGUACACCCUGAAGCGCCUGGUGGACUGCUGCAGUGAGCGACUGCUGGGCAAGAAGCUGAGCAUCCCUCGAGGCAUUCAGAGGGACACCAUGUGGCGCAUCUUCACUGGGUCGCUGCUGGUGGAGGAGAAGUCGAGCGCCCUCCUGCACGACCUUCGCGAGAUCGAGGCAUGGAUCUAUCGGCUGCUGCGUUCCCCGGUGCCCGUCUCUGGGCAGAAGCGAGUAGACAUUGAGGUCCUCCCCCAGGAAGUCCAGCAGGCCCUGACCUUUGCCCUUCCAGACCCCUCUCGAUUCACCCUAGUGGACUUCCCCCUGCACCUUCCCUUGGAACUUCUGGGUGUGGACGCCUGCCUUCAGGUGCUCACCUGCAUCCUGUUAGAGCACAAGGUGGUGCUGCAGUCGCGAGACUACAACGCGCUCUCCAUGUCUGUGAUGGCGUUUGUGGCCAUGAUCUACCCGCUGGAGUACAUGUUUCCUGUUAUCCCACUGCUGCCCACCUGCAUGGCAUCAGCAGAGCAGUUGCUGUUGGCUCCAACUCCAUAUAUCAUUGGGGUCCCUGCCAGCUUCUUUCUCUACAAACUGGACUUCAAAAUGCCUGAUGACGUGUGGCUAGUGGAUCUGGACAGCAACAGGGUGAUCGCCCCAACCAAUGCAGACGUGCUCCCUGUCCUGCCGGAACCAGAGUCCUUAGAGCUGAAGAAGCAUUUAAAGCAGGCCCUUGCCAGCAUGAGUCUGAACACCCAGCCCAUCCUCAACCUGGAGAAGUUCCACGAGGGCCAAGAGAUCCCCCUUCUCUUGGGCAGGCCUUCCAGUGACCUUCAGUCCACACCUUCCACCGAGUUCAACCCGCUCAUCUAUGGCAAUGAUGUAGACUCUGUGGAUGUUGCAACCAGAGUGGCCAUGGUCCGUUUCUUCAACUCCCCCAACGUGCUGCAGGGCUUUCAGAUGCACACGCGUACCCUGCGUCUCUUCCCUCGGCCAGUGGUAGCUUUCCAAGCCGGCUCCUUUCUAGCCUCACGUCCCCGGCAGACUCCGUUUGCUGAGAAACUGGCCAGGACGCAGGCCGUCGAGUAUUUCGGAGAGUGGAUCCUUAACCCCACCAACUACGCCUUUCAACGAAUUCACAACAACAUGUUUGAUCCGGCCCUGAUCGGCGACAAGCCGAAGUGGUAUGCUCACCAGCUGCAGCCCAUCCGCUACCGCGUCUACGACAGCCAUUCCCAGCUGGCCGAGGCGCUGAGCGUGCCCCCCGGGCGCGACUCCGACUCUGACCCUACGGACGACAGUGGCAGCGAUAGUCUGGAGUAUGAUGACUCAAGCUCUUCCUACUCUUCUCUGGGUGACUUUGUCAGUGAAAUGAUGAAAUGCGACAUCAGCGGCGAUACUCCUAAUGUGGAUCCACUGACACACGCAGCGCUGGGAGAUGCCAGUGAGGUGGAGAUCGACGAGCUGCAGAGCCAGAAGGAAGCAGAGUUGCCUGGCCCCGACAAUGAGAACGCUCAGGAAAACCGCCUGCUGCACUCUAGCCCCGGCACCACCGCCAGCAGCCACUCCAGCACCAUCGUCUGUGGAGCCAGCUCCGAACCUUCUGACUCAGCAGAGGUGGACGAUAAAGCAGCAGCAGGCGGCUCCAAGCCCCCUCCCCCCAUGCCUCCCAGCGCCGGCAAAUCGAGCGUGGACAGGCGUCCCGGAGAGGGGUCAGUGCGCCGGCGAACCUAUGACAGUCCCAACUGGGAGCCCCAGUGUGACUUUCCCCCUGAGGAAGAUGAUGAUGAGCAGGGGGAAAGUUACACUCCCCGAUUCAGCCAACAUGUCAAUGGCAAUUGGGCUCAAAAGCUGCUGCGGCCCAACAGCUUGAAACUGGCCAGCGACUCAGACGCAGAGUCCGACUCCCGAGCGAGCUCUCCCACCUCCACCGUCUCCAACAACAGCACUGAGGGCUUCGGGGGCAUCGUGUCUUUUGCCAGCAGCCUGUAUCGGAACCACGGUACCAGCUUCAGUCUCUCAAACCUCACACUGCCCACCAAAGGCGCCCGCGAGAAGACCACGCCCUUCCCCAGUCUGAAAGUAUUUGGGCUAAAUACUCUAAUGGAGAUUGUUACUGAAGCCGGCCCCGGGAGUGGUGAAGGAAACAGGAGGGCCCUGGUGGAUCAGAAGUCUUCUGUCAUCAAGCACAGCCCAACAGUGAAGAGAGAACCUCCAUCACCCCAGGGCCGCUCCAGCAAUUCCAGCGAGAACCAGCAGUUCCUGAAGGACGUGGUGCACAGCGUGCUGGAUGGCCAGGGCGUCGGCUGGCUCAACAUGAAGAAGGUGCGGCGGCUGCUGGAGAGCGAGCAGCUGCGCGUGUUCGUCCUGAGCAAGCUGAGCCGCUCCGUGCCGUCUGAGGACGACGCCCGGCAGGACGUCAUCCCCGACGUGGAGAUCAGCCGGAAGGUGUACAAGGGGAUGCUGGACCUGCUCAAGUGCACCGUGCUCAGCCUGGAGCAGUCCUACACCCACGCGGGCCUGGGGGGCAUGGCCAGCAUCUUCGGGCUUCUGGAGAUCGCACAGACCCACUACUACAGCAAAGAACCAGAUAAGCGGAGGAGAAGCCCAACAGAGAGUGCACAUACACCGGCUGGCAAGGAGCCUGGCCUGGCUGGGCGGGGGGACCCAAAGGCCAUGGCACAGCUGCGGGUUCCCCAGCUGGGGCCACGGGCGCCAGGUGCUGCAGGAAGGGGCCUUAAGGAACUGGACACCAGAAGUUUAAAGGAAGAGAAUUUUGUGGCAUCUAUUGAAUUGUGGAACAAGCACCAGGAAGUGAAAAGGCAAAAAGCUUUGGAAAAACAGAGGCCUGAGGUAAUCAAACCUACCUUUGACCUUGGUGAGACAGAGGAGAAGAGAUCCCAGAUCAGCGCAGACAGCGGAGUGAGCUUGACAUCUGCUUCCCAGAGGACUGAUGCCGACUCUGUCAUCGGUGUGAGUCCAGCUGUUAUGAUCCGAAGCUCGAGUCAGGAUUCUGAAGUUAGCACCGUGGUGAGUAAUAGUUCCGGGGAGACCCUGGGAGCAGACAGUGACCUCAGCAGCAACGCAGGUGAUGGACCCGGCGGCGAGGGUGGUGCCCGCUUGGCAAGCUCUCGUGGGACUUUGUCAGACAGUGAAAUUGAGACCAACUCUGCUACCAGUGCCAUCUUUGGUAAAGCCCAUAGCUUGAAGCCGAGCAUCAAGGACCGGCUGGUGAGCAGCCCGAUUCGCGCUUCUGAAGACGUAAGCCAGCGAGUCUAUCUCUACGAGGGACUCCUAGGAAGGGACAAAGGAUCGAUGUGGGACCAGUUAGAGGAUGCUGCUAUGGAGACCUUUUCCAUAAGCAAAGAACGUUCUACUUUGUGGGACCAAAUGCAGUUCUGGGAAGAUGCAUUCUUAGAUGCUGUGAUGUUGGAGAGAGAGGGGAUGGGGAUGGACCAGGGUCCCCAGGAAAUGAUCGACAGGUACCUGUCCCUGGGGGAACAUGACCGGAAGCGCCUGGAGGAUGAUGAAGAUCGCUUGCUGGCCACGCUUUUGCACAACCUCAUCUCCUACAUGCUGCUGAUGAAGGUAAACAAGAACGACAUCCGGAAGAAGGUGAGGCGCCUCAUGGGGAAGUCGCACAUUGGGCUCACGUACAGCCAGCAAAUCAACGAGGUGCUCGAUCAGCUGGCAGACCUGAAUGGACGUGAUCUCUCCAUCCGUUCCAGUGGCAGCCGGCACAUGAAGAAGCAGACUUUUGUGGUACACGCAGGGACAGACACAAAUGGAGACAUCUUUUUCAUGGAGGUGUGCGACGACUGCGUGGUGCUGCGCAGCAGCAUCGGGACCGUGUACGAGCGCUGGUGGUACGAGAAGCUCAUCAACAUGACCUACUGCCCCAAGACCAAGGUGCUGUGCUUGUGGCGUCGCAAUGGCUCCGAGACGCAGCUCAACAAAUUCUACACCAAGAAGUGUCGGGAGCUGUACUACUGCGUGAAGGACAGCAUGGAGCGCGCCGCUGCGCGCCAGCAGAGCAUCAAGCCGGGCCCUGAGCUGGGGGGCGAGUUCCCCGUGCAGGACAUGAAGACCGGCGAGGGGGGCUUGCUGCAGGUCACGCUGGAAGGGAUCAAUCUCAAGUUCAUGCACAACCAGGAGCGGAAGGUUUUCAUAGAGCUGAAUCACAUUAAAAAGUGCAAUACAGUUCGAGGCGUCUUUGUCCUGGAGGAAUUUGCAGUUCCUGAAAUUAAAGAAGUGGUGAGCCACAAGUACAAGACACCAAUGGCCCACGAGAUCUGCUACUCUGUGUUGUGUCUCUUCUCGUAUGUGGCUGCAGUUCGGAGCAGUGAGGAAGACCUCAGGACCCCACCCCGGCCCGUCUCUAGCUGAUGGAGAGGAGUCAGGCCCCCAGCCCAGGGGAGGCCGCUGCCUCUUGCCUCCCCGUGUGCACGACGCUGCUGUGACCGAGGAGUGAAGGACGUGUGUGCCCUGCAGGCCCUCGCCAUGGCUUAGCUGGUGUCUAGUUAAGUGUGUGUCAGCGUGUCUUGGAGUGUUGUCACAGGGCCGUGUCCCCCGCUCCUCCGCUCCCAGAAGACCAGCCUGCUGUCCCCUCAGGGCUCAAGAGUGUUUGUGUGUGUCUUGUCCGUUGGGCCAUUGGCUCCUAAGAGCUGAACCCAGGCCAGUGCGAACCCACUUUUGCGUGUCCUUGAGAUACUUGUGCUGUGAUGCCUCGGCCCUGGGGUUAGGACCUGCCAGUGCAGGUCUCUGCCCCCCUGUCCUCUGUGCUGGCACAACGGGGUGCCGAGAGCAGCAGCCCCGCGGUGGUGGAGAGAGGCGAGCUUGAGGCCUGUCCCCAGACAAGGGUGGGCAGGGGAAGGGCAGAGCAAGGGGUGCUGGCCGCGGAUGUGUGGCAGCCGCCUGCUUCCUAGGCCUUGCCCAGCGGCAGCACCGCCGCCUGCUGUGGUUUCCGCCCCGGCCGCGCGGCGGCGCUGUGGGCCGCUUUUUGCUGAGCAGCGAUUGCCCGUGGUCUCUCUGCCUUUGGCGGGAGAAAGCAGACUGGUGGGCUGGGAGUACCCCCGGGCCCCGAGCCAGGGCCGGCUGGUGAGAGGCCGAGCUCGGUGUACAGCUCUGAGUCUGCGGGCAGCGUCUCCUGGCAGUGGGUGCCAGAGAGAGAGGGGCCCGGGGCUGGGGAAGAGAUCAUUGUAAAUAUUUCUGCUCCACGUUAUUUAUAGAAAAUGUACAGACUUGUGAAUGUGAAUAAACGUCCUAACCCCCC